GCCGAGAGCGUGAGCCAGCAACAGGAGAAAUCGAAUGACGAUCUGAAAUAGGCACCGUCUGCCUCAUUUCCUACUCCUCCCUCCUACAUCCUUUCCUGUUCGACAAUCCAUAUCCACCAGCCAAACCAACCCCAUCCGACCGUCGCUCCUUCUUCAAUUGCGUUUGUUUUGAACAUCAUCUCGCCCAAGACAACAAGCGGAGCUUCGCGGAUCGCAACUUCUUCAACUCGCGUGCCGGCUUCGAAGCCAUAACAAGCACCAUCAUGCAGCCCACCAUGGCCAACGCGACCAUGCUGCCGCUCCCCCCUCUUCCCACAUACACUCUGACUCCGCUACAACCUCUGAUCUCAUGGAUUCCCGACCUCUACCUGGCCCUGAUUCUCCCCGUAGCCGCCUACUGGAUUGUCUCGUUCAUCUUCCACUUCAUCGACGAAUACGACCUUUUCCCUCAAUACCGUCUGCACACUCCCGCAGAGGUGCUCAAGCGAAACCACGUUUCACGAUGGGACGUCUUCCGCGACGUCAUCAUCCAACAAGUCAUCCAGACGGCUGUUGGUCUUGCCAUCACAAUCUUUGAGCCCGAGGCCACCAUGGGCCAGGACGACUACAAUGUCGCUGUCUGGGCUCAGAGAAUCCGUCUCGCCCAACGUGCCAUCCCCAACCUUCUCGCAUUUGCCGGUCUCGACGCCAACACCAUGGCCAGCAAGCAGGCCGUUGCACACCCCAUCCUCUCUGCCGCAUUGAAAGGUGGUAGCUACAACCUCUUCCAACAGGCUGCUUCGGGUCACGUCGUCCCAGCCUUUGCUUCGUGGGAGCUCACACUUGCCAAGGCCGUCUACUGGAUGCUCAUUCCCGCCAUGCAAUUCACAUUCGCCGUCCUUGUUGUCGACACAUGGCAGUACUUCUGGCACAGAGCCAUGCAUAUGAACAAGUGGCUCUACACAACCUUCCACUCCCGUCACCACCGUCUCUAUGUACCUUAUGCAUACGGUGCUCUCUACAAUCACCCCUUCGAGGGCUUCCUUCUGGACACAUUGGGCACCGGCAUUGCCUACAUGCUCGCAGGCAUGACCUGCAGACAAUCCAUGUGGUUCUUUACCUGCAGCACCAUCAAGACUGUUGAUGACCACUGUGGCUAUGCCCUUCCUUGGGACCCUCUCCAGCACAUCACCAGCAACAACGCCGGCUAUCACGAUAUUCACCACCAGAGCUGGGGUAUCAAAACCAACUUCAGCCAGCCUUUCUUCACCUUCUGGGACGGCCUUCUUGGUACCAAAUGGGUUGGUGGCGACGUCUCGGCCCGCUACGAGAGGUCGAGAAUUGCUGCUCAGAAAAAGGUUGAACAAGAUAACAUCUCUCACUCGAGCCCCGCACAAAGCCUCAAGGCCGAGCCUUCACCCUACGAAUCGGAGGAAAAGAAUGCUUCGACACUAGCAAAACAAGCUCAAGCUCAACUCAACCCUAGCAUUCCUGAAGGCAAGGCGUCAUUGCAAGCCCUAGGCUCCAGACAGCAAAUCCUGGAUGACAAGGCUGGUGGUGGUGUAGAAGUCCUUCUUGAGGAAGCAGCCGAGGAGCGUGAAGCACAGCGUGUUCUGCGUCGCAGCCCGAGAAAGAAGACAGUAUCACAAGCGUCUUCUGCACCGUUGAAGGGUCUGCGAGACAGGGUCAACACCAGUUUGCAUGGCAAAGCGAGCGGCGUGCUUGUGGAGAGCAGCAGAUGAAGCUUGUUUUUCUUGAUGCCUUUUGAGCGCCGCCUUUUACUUUUCUUCAUAAUGUCUAUUAUACCCUUCUUCACAAUUCGUUCUUAUCUUCACUGCGAGGCUUCUUUUCUUACCCUUUCACCUCUUUUCCCUGCAAUGCGAUCCAUCAGCAAUCGUGUUCUUCUUAUUUUCUUUUUCUCUUCCGAGACUUUCGUGUAGAUUAAACAUAGGGGGUUUCUUUUUCUUUAUCCUGUUUCUUCUUGGGUAUCAUGGGGUUCAGACAGAACAGAGGAUGAUCGAUUCUGGUGAACAAGAAGAAACCGUAGUUCAUUGACUGAGCAAAAUCGAAACAAUCAAUUCAAGCCGUACUCACUCC
Messenger RNA from Aureobasidium pullulans EXF-150, 2076 nucleotides. RefSeq names its product sphinganine hydroxylase Sur2. The record is from RefSeq and is a predicted model, not a curated record. Gene Ontology annotation, molecular function: iron ion binding; oxidoreductase activity. NCBI's taxonomy places the organism in Eukaryota, Fungi, Ascomycota, Dothideomycetes, Dothideales, Saccotheciaceae. The transcript has a single exon. Bases 264 to 1721 code for a protein of 485 amino acids. Gene Ontology annotation, biological process: lipid biosynthetic process.